Messenger RNA from Hevea brasiliensis (rubber tree), 555 nucleotides. RefSeq names its product mitochondrial protein pet191 homolog. Gene Ontology annotation, cellular component: mitochondrion. The record is from RefSeq and is a predicted model, not a curated record. The transcript has a single exon. NCBI's taxonomy places the organism in Eukaryota, Viridiplantae, Streptophyta, Magnoliopsida, Malpighiales, Euphorbiaceae. Gene Ontology annotation, biological process: mitochondrial respiratory chain complex IV assembly. Bases 148 to 363 code for a protein of 71 amino acids.
CACCCCUUAGGCUCCUAACUUCUAUGACUCACCUGAAGAGUUAAUUAUCCCGGGCUACAAGGGGGUGACAACCUUAGCCCAAAGAUCAACCUCCAAGACUAGGGUUUUUCUCUCGUCUUCAUCGGAUCAUUGUUUGACUGCUUGGAGAUGUCAAAGUCUUGCAAGGGCUUGGCGAUGGAACUAGUUAAGUGUCUAAGUGAAUCCGAUUGUGUUAAGGUUGAGAAGCGAUCGUAUAGGGAAUGCGCAGGAGAGAAGAGCCCCUCUAUACCAAGUGAGUGCGUCGGACUUAGGGAGACUUACUUCAAUUGCAAAAGAGGCCAGCUUGACAUGAGGGCUAGGAUUCGCGGUAACAAGGGCUAUUGAAUAUGAGCUCGCUGAUAUUGGGAUUUAUAUUUUGGAACUGAUUUACUCUGUUUUUAGGACCUAAUUUUCUAUCUCUUUGAGGAAUGUGUUAGUGCUUUUUAUUGUAUUCCACCAUUUGUAAGCAGAUAGUCAUCUGCUCCGGUUUGUUUCUUUCGAAUAAAAGUUCUUUUUUUAUCCCAAAAAUUUUAAAAA